Molecule: messenger RNA, 907 nt
Organism: Rhinichthys klamathensis goyatoka
Lineage: Eukaryota; Metazoa; Chordata; Actinopteri; Cypriniformes; Leuciscidae
Gene: bin3
Product: bridging integrator 3
Exons: 9
Coding region: 146-907 (253 amino acids)
Biological process (GO): actin cortical patch localization; endocytosis; plasma membrane tubulation
Cellular component (GO): actin cortical patch; cytoplasm
Molecular function (GO): lipid binding; protein binding
Source: RefSeq, a predicted model, not a curated record
CGUAGUUUAAAUCCUCUCGACCUCUGACUUGCAGUAAACUUCUCUACUUCCUGCUUGCUGUCCGACUCUCAAAAGCCUGAAAAGGCGAUGUUUUUAACAGAAAGGGAUUACAUUUCGAUUGAUUUGGACUGAAUUUGAGCACAAGAUGAGCUGGAUUCCAUUCAAAAUCGGACAACCAAGGAAACAGAUCGUUUCAAAAACGGUUGAAAGGGACUUUGAGCGGGAAUAUGAGAAGCUCCAAAAGUUGGAAGAACAGACAAAGAAGCUGCAUAAAGACAUGAAGAAAAGCACAGAGGCUGAUUUAGCAAUGUCUAAAGCAGGAGUGAAGAUCUCAGGGGACUUGUUGGGUAAUCCGUUGUGUGAGCAGGAUCAGGCUUUCCUUGACUCCAUGAACGCUCUGGAUACAGCCAUGAAGAGAAUGGAUGCGUUCAAUCAAGAGAAGGUCAAUCAGAUUACGAAGACUGUGAUCGACCCUUUGAAAAAGUACAGCAGUGUGUUUCCCAGUCUGAACAUGGCAGUAAAACGCAGGGAACAGGCUCUUCAAGAUUAUAAGAGACUCCAGUCUAAAGUGGAGAAGUAUGAAGAAAAAGAGAAGACGGGGCCCAUCAUGGUCAAACUCCAUCAGGCCAGGGAAGAACUGAAGCCUGUCAGGGAAGACUUUGAAGCCAAGAACAAGCAGCUAUUGGACGAGAUGCCCAAGUUCUACAACAGCCGCAUCGACUACUUUCAGCCCAGCUUUGAGGCUCUGAUACGAGCUCAGGUGGUCUAUUUUACGGAGAUGCACAAGAUCUUCACUGAAUUGACGGAUCAGAUUGACCAGGGCGGGUUGACAGAUGACCAGAGAAAACAAGAGAACGAGGCCAAACUCAAUGAGUUGCGAGCGCUGUCCAUCGUGGCCGAUGACUGA